Messenger RNA from Cadophora gregata, 852 nucleotides. RefSeq lists its product as uncharacterized. The transcript is spliced from 4 exons. The record is from RefSeq and is a predicted model, not a curated record. The coding region runs from base 1 to 852 and encodes 283 amino acids. NCBI's taxonomy places the organism in Eukaryota, Fungi, Ascomycota, Leotiomycetes, Helotiales, Ploettnerulaceae.
AUGCAGGGUCUGAAGGAACUCGAUAUUGUCUUUGACGAUCACCCUUAUCGCCAAGGCUACAACUCUGUGAAGAUGACAGCUGCUUGUAAUACUUUCAAGGACAACAUGGCCUACACGCUGGCAACUGAACGCACCGGUAAAUACAAUCUGAAGGUAUUCCGGCAAGCCCAAGAAAAGGCACGUCUAGACAUUGAUGGGGAGGGUCGUUUGUCGGAUGACAAGAAGCCUGGCAUUGUCUCAAGCCGUACUCGAUCUCGAGUUGCCAAAAACAAGUCACAUACUCCCGAUGGUGUUCUUCCACCCAGCGACGCUCCCAAGUACGCUCUCGAUGGUACUUUGGCCUGGUAUGUCAAGGACGUAUUGGACUGUCGCGAGAGCUCCAAUGAUGACGGAUCAACCGGUAUUGAGUUUCAACUCGACUGUGAAGUACGCGGGGGCAUCUACCGUCGAAAUUACUCCGAGGUUCGGACCGAAAUCUGUUGGGAGGACGCCUUGGUUGUUGGACCGCUGUCUCGAGACAAGAUUGUUACAUUUUACAAGAACAAUCCGGACAAGCCAGGAAUUUCGAUUGUCCGUGAUGAAUGGUUGCUUCAGGGUGAUCUCCAUGUCGAUGCACAGGUCAACAAGACAAGAAGUGCCAAGUCCGUCAAUUACCACCAUAUCGAUGGUCUCGAAGCCAUCAUGAAGAAGAAAGCCAAGGCUGAGGAGGCUGAGAAGGCUGAGAAGGCCAAGGAGGAUAAGGCUAAGGCAAAGGCUGACAAGGCUGCUGCUGCUAAAGCUAAGAAGGCGGCUGCUUGUCAGGCUAAGGCUGUGGCAAAGCCCGCUCGUGGUGGUAGAGGCAAGAAGGCUUAA